AUGAACCAGCAGCUGGAUGCUCCGCGGCCAAUCAACUGGACCAUUAGGAAACUGUGCGCUGCAGCCUUCCUACCAUCUGUACGCCUGCUCAAGGCACAGAAAUCGUGGAUCGAGAGAGCCUUCAACAAGAGAGAAUGUGUUCAUAUCAUAGUGAGUGCCAAAGACCCCCAUAGGUGCUGCUGUGGCCGUCUAAUUGGUCAGCACGUUGGCCUGCCCCCCGGCAUCUCCUCCAGUCAGAAUGACAAGACGGAGCGUCUGGCUAAGAAUGACAGCCUAUCAGAGAAAUGGUCAAUCAGCAAACACACCCAGCUCAGCCCCACCGACGCCUUCGGAACCAUUGAGUUCCAGGGAGGGGGCCACUCCAACAAAGCCAUGUAUGUGCGUGUGUCCUACGACACCAAGCCAGACCUCCUGCUGCACCUGAUGACCAAGGAGUGGCAGCUGGACCUUCCCAAGCUGCUCAUCUCGGUGCAUGGGGGCCUGCAGAACUUUGAGUUGCAGCCCAAACUCAAACAGGUCUUUGGCAAGGGCCUCAUCAAGGCUGCAAUGACAACCGGAGCCUGGAUCUUCACCGGCGGGGUCAACACAGGGGUGAUCCGGCAUGUGGGUGAUGCGCUAAAGGACCAUGCCUCUAAAUCUCGGGGGAAGAUCUGCACUAUUGGCAUCGCCCCCUGGGGCAUCGUGGAGAACCAGGAGGACCUGGUGGGAAAAGACGUGGUCCGACCAUACCAGACCAUGUCCAACCCACUGAGCAAGCUGACCGUGCUCAACAGCCUGCACUCACACUUCAUCCUGGCCGAUAAUGGGACCACAGGGAAGUACGGUGCUGAGGUCAAACUUCGCAGACAGCUGGAGAAACACAUCUCCCUGCAGAAGAUCAACACACGUAUUGGUCAGGGAGUGCCGGUGGUGGCUCUGAUAGUGGAGGGGGGUCCUAAUGUAAUCUCCAUCGUGUUGGAGUACCUGAGGGACACUCCGCCUGUCCCCGUGGUGGUGUGUGACGGGAGCGGGCGUGCCUCAGACAUCCUGGCAUUUGGACACAAGUACUCCGAGGAGGGAGGGAUCAUAAAUGAGACUCUGAGGGACCAGUUGCUGGUGACCAUACAGAAGACAUUCACGUACAGCCGGACCCAAGCCCAACACCUCUUCAUCAUCCUCAUGGAAUGCAUGAAGAAGAAGGAGUUGAUAACCGUUUUUCGGAUGGGGUCUGAGGGACACCAGGACAUUGACCUGGCCAUUCUCACUGCUCUGCUUAAAGGAGCCAACGCAUCGGCUCCUGACCAGCUCAGCCUGGCCCUGGCCUGGAACCGAGUGGACAUCGCCCGCAGUCAGAUCUUCAUCUACGGACAACAGUGGCCUGUGGGUUCUCUGGAGCAGUCUAUGCUGGAUGCCCUGGUGCUGGACAGAGUGGACUUCGUCAAGCUGCUGAUCGAGAACGGAGUGAGCAUGCAUCGCUUCCUCACUCUCUCCAGACUGGAGGAGCUCUACAACACGAGGCAUGGACCAUCCAACACUCUAUACCACCUGGUCAGAGACGUCAAAAAGGGUAACCUCCCACCAGAUUACCGCAUUAGUCUCAUUGACAUUGGAUUGGUCAUCGAGUACUUGAUGGGCGGAGCUUACCGAUGCAACUACACCAGGAAGAGGUUUAGAACGCUGUAUCAUAACCUCUUUGGACCCAAACGACCCAAAGCCCUGAAACUGCUGGGGAUGGAGGAUGACAUGCCGAUCCGAAGGGGUCGUCAGAAGACUACACGGAAGCGGGAGGAGGAGGUGGACAUUGACCUGGAUGACCCUGAGAUAAACCACUUCCACUUCCCCUUCCAUGAGUUGAUGGUGUGGGCCGUGCUGAUGAAGAGACAGAAGAUGGCACUGUUCUUCUGGCAGCACGGGGAGGAGGCCAUGGCUAAAGCCCUGGUGGCCUGUAAGCUGUGUAAGGCCAUGGCCCACGAGGCCUCCGAGAAUGACAUGGUGGACGACAUCUCACAGGAGCUCAACCAUAACUCCAGUGAGUUUGGCCAGCUAGCCGUUGAGCUGCUGGACCAGUCUUACAAGCAGGAUGAGCAGAUGGCCAUGAAGCUGCUAACCUACGAGCUGAAGAACUGGAGUAACGCCACCUGCCUUCAGCUGGCUGUGGCCGCCAAGCACCGCGACUUCAUCGCCCACACUUGCAGCCAGAUGCUGCUCACCGACAUGUGGAUGGGACGGCUGCGCAUGCGCAAGAACUCUGGACUUAAGGUGAUCUUGGGCCUGCUGCUGCCUCCAUCCAUCCUGAGUCUGGAGUUCAAGAACAAGGAUGAGAUGUCGUACAUGCCCCAGGACCAGGACACCUACCUGCAGGAGAAGGAGGAGGAGCCUGAGAAGCCUGCCAAUGAGAAGGAAGAAGAGGACAUGGAGUUCACAGUAAGAUCCUACUGUGAGACGCAGUACAACUCCGUGGCCAUGCUGGGUAAGGUAAGCACGGAGGCGUCUCGUAAGAAGGGCGUGGGGGAGGUCCAGAAUAGACACCGGCUCAUCCCCAUGGGCCGGAAGAUCUACGAGUUUUACAACGCCCCCAUCGUCAAGUUCUGGUUUCACACAAUGGCCUAUGUGGCGUACCUGAUGCUGUUCAACUAUAUUGUGCUGGUGAAGAUGGACCUGUGGCCCUCACCGCAGGAGUGGAUAGUCAUCGCUUACAUCUUCACCAAUGGCAUCGAGAAGAUGAGAGAGAUUCUGAUGUCGGAGCCGGGGAAGCUGUUGCAGAAGGUAAAGGUGUGGCUCCAGGAGUACUGGAACAUCACGGACCUCAUGGCCAUCCUCAUCUUCUCUGUGGGCAUGGUGCUCCGCCUCCAGGAGCCGCCCCUCAUGAGUUACGGCCGGGUCAUCUACUGCGUUAACAUCAUCUAUUGGUACAUCCGGCUGCUCGACAUCUUUGGCGUCAACAAAUACCUGGGUCCCUAUGUCAUGAUGAUCGGCAAGAUGAUGAUUGACAUGAUGUACUUUGUGAUCAUCAUGCUGGUAGUGUUGAUGAGUUUCGGAGUGGCCAGGCAGGCCAUCCUGAAUCCCAAUGAGGACCCAUCCUGGAUGCUGGCUCGGAACAUCUUCUUCAUGCCUUACUGGAUGAUCUAUGGAGAGGUGUUCGCUGAUCAGAUCGACCCUCCAUGUGGCCAGAAUAUCACCACAGAGGACGGGCAUGUUGUGGCUCUGCCGCCCUGUAAGACGGGAGCCUGGAUCGUUCCUGCCAUCAUGGCAUGCUACCUUCUGGUGGCCAACAUCCUGUUGGUCAACCUGCUCAUCGCUGUUUUCAACAACACCUUCUUUGAGGUGAAGUCCAUCUCCAACCAGGUGUGGAAGUUCCAGAGGUACCAGCUCAUCAUGACCUUCUACGAGCGGCCCAUCCUCCCCCCUCCCCUCAUCAUCUUCAGUCACAUGACCAUGGUCCUCAAGCACCUGUGCUGUCGCUGGCGGAAGCACGACGAUGACGAGAGAGACUAUGGCCUGAAGCUCUUCAUCACUGAAGACGAGCUGAAGAAAGUGCAUGACUUUGAGGAGCAGUGCAUCGAGGAGUACUUCCGCGAGAAGGAUGACCGCUUCAACUCCUCAAAUGACGAGAGGAUCCGAGUGACAUCAGAGAGAGUGGAGAACAUGGCCAUGCGCCUGGAGGAGGUGAAUGAGAGAGAACACUUCAUGAAGUCAUCACUGCAGACCGUGGACAUACGGCUGGCCCAGAUGGAGGAGCUGAUUGGUCGGAUCGCUGUGGCUCUUGAGCGAGUCACGGGGGUGGAGCGGGGGGAGGUCAACAAGGCCCGCUCACGCACCUCCUCGGACUGCACAGACUCGGCCUACAUGCUGCGUCAGGGUGAGUGCCCAGAUGCGGCUUACAUCCUGCGCCAGAGCAGCUUCAACAGCCAAGAGGGGAACUCCUACCGGCUCAAUGAGGGUGCAGAGGGCUCCAUGUCUCCGCCCUCCCCCACCGGCCUGGCCACGCGCACACGCAGUCACUCCUUCUACGUGGGCGGAGGUCGUGAGCGAGCUGGGGCCGACAGGGCCGAAAGGGCCGACCGUUUCCUCAAGGAGCGCUCCUUCAGCCUGCACCGAGCCAAUAGCUCACAGUCGGUGGCCUCGGGUACCGCCCCCAAGGAGUCUAAGCCCCUCCCACUGGCCACGCUGUCCAUCUCCCAGCAGCACCGCCCCUCUUCCUGCAUCGACAUCUAUGUGUCGGCAUCCGAGGAGGCGGGGCCAGCCGAGGUCUUCUCGGAUCCGCUGAGGAUGGCACCUCCCCUCCGGCACGACUCUUCGCUCCACUCUGAGAUUAUGGAGGCGGUGCUGUCGAGCGGGAGGGACUACAGCGGAGGCAGCGGUUUGGGCGACAGACACUCGGAGGGUGGUGCCGUGUUCGAGGACAGCGCGGCUACAGACCUGUCGCUAUGCUCCGCCCACCUUCUCCCAGAUAACACCAUGCCGACCUGGGACCUGGACCCCUCCCCGCCCCCGUCAGCGGGACCACUGGAGCGCUCCAAGAGCAGCCGCUACCUGUCCACUGGCGGCAGGGGCUACCUAGAAGAGACUCAGCUGGUCAAAUCUCACAGCCUCAUGUUUACACCGCGAGGCUGCUACGGAGGCUUAGGGGCAGGGGUUCAGGUCAAAGCGGCUGAGUACACCAGCAUCACCGACUGCAUAGACACCAGGUGUGUCUCCGCCCCUUACUCCACCGCAGAGCGCUCCCACUCCCCCGGAGGCUCCACCUCAUUCCCCUUCAAUAAGCCCCCGGACUUGGGCUCCUCCCACCCAGAGCGCGAGGCCGAGCUCAGCCACACAGAGUCAGACCCUGAAGACCCAGAGGACCUGGCCCCGGCCCCCGAGCCCCAUCGCAUGGGGAGGGGCUUAAGAGGGGCGAGUGGGACCCCAUUCUGCUCGCCCUUCUCCAGGCUGGAACGAGCCAACAGCUGCUCCUCAGACGACUCCUCCCACCCAUCAUUGGCCCCUCCUUCACACAGAAAAAGCCUGUCGGUCAGUGAGAGGAUGGAGAGGGGUGCAGACCGUGGGGUUCUGGGGGGACCCAGGAACCCCUUCCUGAGGAGCAAGUCUGGGGCACGGCCCGACACCAAGACAGACAGCCUCUCCAUGAGAAAACUGACCACCCCCUCUGCGUUCAGCAGCUUCGACAGUAGACACAACUACACGUGA
Salvelinus namaycush (lake trout) is the source of this 5166-nucleotide messenger RNA. Its product is annotated as transient receptor potential cation channel subfamily M member 3-like. Gene Ontology annotation, biological process: monoatomic cation transmembrane transport; protein tetramerization. Bases 1 to 5166 code for a protein of 1721 amino acids. The transcript is spliced from 25 exons. Gene Ontology annotation, cellular component: membrane. Gene Ontology annotation, molecular function: monoatomic cation channel activity. The record is from RefSeq and is a predicted model, not a curated record. NCBI's taxonomy places the organism in Eukaryota, Metazoa, Chordata, Actinopteri, Salmoniformes, Salmonidae.